This is a messenger RNA of Colius striatus (speckled mousebird), 5432 nucleotides long. RefSeq names its product haloacid dehalogenase like hydrolase domain containing 5 (gene HDHD5). Gene Ontology annotation, cellular component: mitochondrion. Bases 1 to 1362 code for a protein of 453 amino acids. Gene Ontology annotation, biological process: glycerophospholipid biosynthetic process. The record is from RefSeq and is a predicted model, not a curated record. NCBI's taxonomy places the organism in Eukaryota, Metazoa, Chordata, Aves, Coliiformes, Coliidae. The transcript is spliced from 8 exons.
AUGGCGCUGCGCGGCUGCCUGCGGGUCGGGCCGGGGCUGCUGCGCGCCGCGGGGCCGCGGGGCCCGCCCGCCCGCGGGACCUGCGCCGGGGGCCGGGUGAGCGGCGGGGGCGAGGGGCCGGGAUCGCAGCCCGCGUCCUUGCCGCGGGCCGGGAAGGGCGCCUUGAGCCGGCUGUCCCCUGCGCUCGCCUUGCAGCCGCCGUCCUUCGGGUUCCUCUUCGACGUGGACGGGGUGCUGGUGCGGGGCAGCCAAGCGGUGCCCGCCGCUCGCCUGGCCUUCCAGAGGCUGGCGGACAGCAGCGGCCGGCUCCGCGUGCCCGUGGUCUUCCUCACCAACGCCGGCAACUGCCUGCGGUCGGCCAAGGCCCGAGAGCUGUCCCAGGCGCUGGGGCUGCAGGUGUCCCCGGAGCAGGUGAUCCUGUCCCACAGCCCACUCCGGCUCUUCAGCCAGUUCCACCACAAGUGCAUGUUGGUGGCUGGGCAGGGGCCCGUGGAGGAGAACGCCCAGAACCUGGGGUUCAAGCAUGUGGUCACCAUAGAGGCACUGAGGAAGGCAUAUCCCCUGUUAGACAUGGUGGAUCAGAGCCGGAGGCCAAGGGAGCUGCCUCCUCCAACUACUGGCUUCCCCACUAUAGAAGGGGUGAUUCUGUUUGGUGAGCCAGUGAGGUGGGAGACAAGCCUGCAACUUAUUAUCGAUGUGCUCCUGAGCAACGGGAACCCUGGGGCAGAGCUGCAAGAUAUACCAUACCCCCACCUGCCUGUCCUUGCCUGCAACAUGGAUCUCCUGUGGAUGGCCGAAGCCAAGAUGCCCAGGUUUGGCCAUGGCACUUUCCUUCUUUGCUUGGAGAACAUCUACAAGAAAGUGACAGGCCGGGAGCUGAAAUAUGAGGCCCUGAUUGGCAAACCCAGCACGGUCACCUACCGCUACGCUGAGUACCUGGUGAAAGAGCAGGCAGAGAAACGGGGCUGGAAGUCUCCCAUCCAGCGCCUCUAUGCAGUGGGGGAUAACCCUAUGUCUGACGUCUAUGGGGCAAACCUCUACAACAACUACCUCAAGUCAGCUCAGCAGAACCAGGUCCAGGCUGGGCUGAAGAGGAACCCGCAGGCAGCAAGUGAGGAUCACCUUGAGCUGAGAAAGGACUGCAACAGUUCAGUGGAGAGCUGCGAGUCGAUUCUGGUCUGCACUGGGGUCUACCGCCACAGCACAGAUGUCCCCAGUAAAAGAGAGGAGCGUGCAACAGAGACGGUGUUCCAUGGCCAUCGGGACUUCUGCUUUGACCCCAGUCUGGUGGAGGCAUCUUACAUAGUGCAGGAUGUGAACGAUGCUGUACAGCUUGCCUUUGAGAAGGAGAACUGGAGCUAGGGUUAAGACAGAUGUGCCUGAAGAUCUGCCCUCGGGGAUUUUAUGUACUGGAAAGGGAAGAGGGGAAGAAUGGGGAGAGACCAGAGGUGAUUUUUCCAGUCUACAUGAAAUCAAUCCACUUUUUCAUGUUGGUUUCCCAAUCAACGUGAAAGAAACCUCCCUGUCUCGGCACUAAAAGCCCUUUGCUUUUAUUGAUGCUUGUCUGCAAUCCUGACAGCUGCCAGCAGGCUUUCAACUGUGAAUGAACAUUGCUGCCCUCGAUAAUUGAGCCAUAAUGGAAACAGGGUAAAAGGAGAAGGCCUGUCCCGGCGAUCCCAGUUUUCUUCAGGCAUCAGACUUCUUUCUUUUCCGCUCUUUGUGUGUGAAGAUCAGGCGAGCCCACCCUCCUCGUCACGCUGCAUUCGAGGGUGAAGCAGUUCCUUGUGCAAGGAGCCGCCAUCAGACCAUUUCCCCCAACGUGCUUCUCGACCGCUCUCUGACGUGAGCACACUGGGGGUUGUGUCGUGGUGGCACUGUGCCAAGGGAAGGCUUUAAGUCCUUAACAGUCUCCUUGCAAAGAAUAAGUGCCUAUGGACUUCAGCAAAUUCUGUUUGCUUGGGGGUUUGCCACUGCAUCACUGUCAGUCCCAAACAAAGUCCCAUUUUGCAGUCCUCCAGCAGCCUUGGGAAAGGCAGGGCCCCUCAAAGAAAGCUGCAGUAGCCAGAGCAACUUGCUGCAGGGCUGAGGGGAAAGUCAUAUUAUUCCCUCCCCCCUAUUUAGCAUUCUGUGAACACUUCUGCCUUUUCACAUCCCACUAGGGAGCCAGCAGGCUGCUCUCAAUAGCAGAGGAAGCCACGACAAGGUCUGAAUUUCCACAGUUGUCUUUGCCUGGAGCUCCGUGCUGCAGCGAGAGGCUGUGCCAGCACCCACCCUGACCCCAGCUGUUGCAAGGGACAUGCCCCUGCUCCAGCUGACUCAGCUUCUAAAGAGGGGCCUCUCUUUGCUCCUUCCUUUCAUGCAAGGAUUGCAAGGGGAGGUCAUCAAGCCAGGGUGGUACCUGAGCCCCAGAUCCUAAUCUUGAUUUUUUAGAGUACAACCAUACCCAUCCUUGGCUUCCUUCUUUCCUGCCUUGCCUUGUGUGGUUUGCAGCUCAGGGAUACCCCAUACAGUCCAAUCCCUGUUCCCUCCUCUUCCUUUAGCAUGCAGGUGGAGUUCCCCUAACAUGAAGUAGCUGCUGAGACUUGCCUGUUCAGGACCAUUUCUGUAUCCCUAAUGACAUGGGACUUUCUGUUGUCUCUCUUCUAGUUCAGGCUAUCCAGAAAAAGAUGAAGACCCAUGUCUCCUUAGACAGUGCAAAGAAGCUGAGGAAGCGUUGCUUGAGAAACUCCAUGUGAAAGAUUGGCACAACAAGGAGUGUCUUAGUUCCAGAGAAGCACUAUGAUUUUAGAAGCAUUAAGUUAUUGUGUGUACGUGAUGGAAAGCCUUUGGAGCCAACACAGCUGAGUUGGUGUUCCUAGUUAUACUGAGCCCACACUACAGUGAGAGAUCAGCAGUAGAUCUGCCCUACUUCCUCUUCCUUCCUUCCUGCUUUACCAGGCAGCUCCAUACACAGGGUACAAACAAGAUGCUCUGCACAAAAGUUUCAAUUGUUUUUAAUUCAAAUCUCAGCACCCAUGUGGACAGACCUUCUGCUUCAGCAGCUUUCCAUCUUCUCGAUUCUAGCCUGUCUUCCUAGGGAGGUCAUACUGCAGAGUGGGCUCUGUCCUUAUAUUAGGCGAGGUUCUGCAUCUGAAAAGGACUGAGUGCUCUGUCAGUGACACAGGCAAAGAGGCCCUUCCCCCUGGCUUCUUUCUCUAUGCCUUAUUUUCUGAAAAUACCUCUUUGGGUGAUUUUUCCUCUUGUGAAAUCCAUAGUUGGAAGCAGUCGCUUCCUUUCUUAGAACUAGCUGAGGUUCUUCUCCUUUGUCUUACCAGGACAAGAAUCAUUUGACUGCUUGUAAAAGCAGCAGUAAUGUGAGGAGCACAAUCUUAGAUUUGAAUCUCUCGCCUUUCACUGGAGAGAAAAAGAAAUUACCAUUUCACCUACUUGCACAAGACAAGGGCUUGUUUCCCUGCAGAGUAAGUAGGAGGAGGGACUUGGCAUAUAAUGCGGGGAAGGUCCUUUAGCUUUCACCACAUCUCCGCAGUCACCAUUGUGCUGCAGACCCAGUGUGCAAAGCCUGAAACUGGAGGGCCAAACCCUGUUUAUUCAUAAAGUAGCUCCAGCACCCUCAGCCUUGCUUUCCAGAGAUGCCAGCCAGUGCAGAAAGAGGAAUGCUCCCUUACCUUGCACUGUUUGCUAUCUUGGGUGAUAAUUUUCAUAGAGUUAUUUUGGAAUGGUCUUCUAGGCCAUGAUUACAUAGACCUCAGAGAGCUGGUUGCUGGCAGUAACUGCUAGCCACACCCUCAGUUUGGUAGGGACUCACCUGCAGAAGUACCAAGGUCUGUCCAUCAGUGUGUACAAGUAACUCUGGCAAAGCCCUUUGUCCUGAAGGCUGUGGUGCCAGUUACUGAAAGGCAAGGUGCUGCUGAACCAGUGUCCCCUAAGGGACACUGAUGGCGGCGGUAGCAGUUUUGUGCAGGCAACAUGCAGAAGAGUUCUGAGAAAUCAGAAGCAGCUUGUAAUGUCAUAUCAGCACAUCUCUGCCAGAAGAGAGGUAGGUAGCAAGAGGAAGGAGGUAGCACCUCCUUCAAGAAGGGGAGAGGUUUGCUCUUGCAUGGAGAGUGAGCCAGGCAUCUCUGUCUUUGCCACAGCAAUGGAGGUGAGCUGACUGAUGUGAAUCUGCUUUAGAUUCUGAAUCUGCUUUUAGCUCCAGAUUUGUGAUUUUUUUUUUUCACUGUGUUAAUGUUGAAACAGUGCUUUGGGAGUCUUAAAAAUACGUAGGAGGAACUGUCAGAAAUGCUUUGCUUGCAAGUCGCAGUUGGAUGGAAGGGAGGAGAAGGCAUCUAGAAGAAUCUUGUACCCUUUCCUCAGUUCAUACCAGAUCAGGUUGUGUAAAGGGCUCUGCGUGUUGAUCUGUGCACUGAUUAGUCAGAUGGACUGAGCAACACAGAGACCUUUCCCCUCUUACCCCGCUCAGCUCCUCAAAGCUGUGCACUUUGUCCAAGUCACUGCCUAGGAAUCGCGUGGACAUAGCAGACGGGGUAGGAGAUCUGUGUGCUUCAGCUGCUGUUGGGUACUGACUUGAUUGUGGAAGAUUUCUACAGACGAAAGUGCUUGCCAGGUCUCUUCUGUUCCAUGAGUUUUGUGCUGAAGUUCUGUGCAGACUUCUGGCUUCUCUGCACUUCAUUUAUGGACAUCUGUUAUUGCUAGAGUUCAGUGAAAUCCUUUCUCCUUGGAAUUGCAGCUUCUUGGAAUUAGCUUCAAGUGUGGAUGGAACAAAAUUUUUCCUUUGCCUCAUGUAUCACAGAGUUGGUAUUUCUGAUGCUGUGUUUCAUUUUGAGCGAGUGUACUUCUAUGCAGAUUAUGGGACCAAGCAAGAGAGAGGACUCCACUUGCUGAUCUGUUGCCUUCAUAUUUAUAUGGUGCACUGCCCUGUACACCAAACACAGUGAAGACAAGACCGGAUCCUAACAGCUCCAUGUCCCUCAGAUGAACGGGGUUUAGCCAAGACUGAAAGGAAUGUGCAGUGAGGUGAGGCAACCGAUAGCAGCAGGGAGGAAGCGGAGGAGGGACAGACCUUGGGCUGGAUCUGAAGCAGAGAGCUUUAAUGUCACGCAAUAGCACAGUGGCCAGGGAGGUCAAUUUCCUUUAUUGCACAGGACUCCUGCAACUACUAGCCUGGCAUUCAGGGAGUCAUGUAACACUACUGUCCCUUUUCUUCCAAUCUUUGUCCUGGUGUGUCUUUCUUCCCCCCCGCCCCCCACUAAAUGGGUAAUGUUUCAGGUAAUGUCAUGUGUGCUAUAGCAGAGUGAUUACAUAUCAUACAGAGAAAUCACAAGCUGUGAUGAUUUUAGAUUUCAUAUUAAUUUCAGCCCAGUUCCAGAGCUGUUCCUUUGAUCUGACACAUAUAUAAAACAAUAAAAGGUGUUUUCUUUGAAAUAAAUUUUAAC